Molecule: messenger RNA, 570 nt
Organism: Drosophila takahashii
Lineage: Eukaryota; Metazoa; Arthropoda; Insecta; Diptera; Drosophilidae
Source: RefSeq, a predicted model, not a curated record
AUGGUUAACUGGGUAGGAAAACUUAUUGGUCUAUUGAUGUGUUUGCAAUGUGUAACACAGUUACAUGGAAUGUUCAUGAAGUUCACAAAUGUGACUUGCGAAAGCAAGGACUUCAGCAAGAGUAGAGUGGAGUACUGUGAGGUGAAGACCCUGGGAAAGAAUAAAAACAGUAUUCGACUGCGCUACAGUAUGCUCCAGCCAGUAUUCGACAAUAUAGGGUUUCAUUUUCAGCUAAUGACGAAGGGUAGUGAAAGUGUCGACGGGACUCCAAAUUGGCAACCCUUUCUCUACGCUGUAAACCUUGAUAUGUGUCGAUUUUGGAAGAAUCGCCACAAUCACUUGGCCAAGAUGGUGUUUGAAUUUAUAGAAGGCCACUCAAAUCUGAACCACAGUUGCCCCUAUACGAAAGAGAAAUUCAUUUCUAUCGAUGACGUUACAAAUACUGAAGUCUCUAGCAUGAUUCGUGGUAUUCCAAUGGCCAAGGGUUUUUACUCCUUGUUUACCAGGUGGUCAACUGAAAACAUAACGCGAGUUCUGACCAACUUUUACUUUGAAGUUUUGAGUGUUUAA